Onychostruthus taczanowskii (white-rumped snowfinch) is the source of this 1047-nucleotide messenger RNA. It is a transcript of the gene SPATA22, whose product is annotated as spermatogenesis associated 22. Gene Ontology annotation, biological process: homologous chromosome pairing at meiosis; gamete generation; regulation of meiotic cell cycle. The transcript is spliced from 8 exons. The record is from RefSeq and is a predicted model, not a curated record. Lineage: Eukaryota; Metazoa; Chordata; Aves; Passeriformes; Passeridae. The coding region runs from base 1 to 1047 and encodes 348 amino acids.
AUGAAAAGGAGUUUAGGUGACACCUCAGCUCGCAGCACAGCAGGUUGUCUGCCUGUACCACUGUUCAAUCAGAAAAAAAGAACUAGACAGCCCCUCACUUCAAAUCCACUUAAAAAUGAACCAGAUACUGUUUCUGGGACUCGUAGUUAUGACUUCUCUCCCUCAUCAUUCGGCUGGGGAGCUGCAAACCCAGAAGUGGAUGAACUGCAGAAAGCAGCAAACAGUGGCCAAGCAGAACAUCCGAUGGCUCCUUCCCUUAUGAAACCACCAAAUGCAUCAAAGUUUAAUUUAGCAAAUGCUGGAAAAAACGUGUCUGCCUGCAGGAACAGAAAUGAAUAUACUCCUUUAAAUAAAACAGCAAAUUCAAGAUCUGAUAAUGGAACUUCUCAGAAGUUUGAGAACUUUUCCAGCAGUUUGAAAACUGUCCAGCAGCAAAAGCACCCUGACAGUCGUAACCCAUCCCAGCUCAUCAAAACAGACACAUCCAAAGGACAGUGGCCAGUGAAGCCCAACACUGUGGCAAGAAGUCUGCAGGAUCACAAUCCAGCAUAUAAAUUUAACUACAGCAGUCAGCAAAAUAAAAUGAAUGAAAACCAGUUUGGUUGUGUCCCAGAAGAUAAAAGUCAGGAAAUUUCAUCGUCUCAAGUGAAAACUAAAAUAAAAAAGAAUUCUUUGCGAAUCCUGUCUGCAGUCAUUCAGAGUGUGAGGCACUGGAGCCAAUAUGCCUAUAAAACUGCACUGUUAUUUGAAGUUUUAGGCACACUGGAUUCUGCAGUCACACCUGGAGCAUAUGGGGCAAAGAACUUUCUUCUGAGAGAUGGAAAGGAGACGCUGCCUUGUGUGUUUUAUGAAAUUGACCGUGAGCUUCCACGACUCAUUAGAGGUCGAGUGCACAGGUGCAUGGGAACCUAUGAUGCAAAAAAGAACAUUUUCAAGUGCGUCUCUGUAAGACCAGCAACUGCUCAAGAACAGAACACUUUCCAAGACUUUGUUAAAAUUGCAGAUGCUGAGAUGACAGCAUAUGUAAAAACUAUGAAUGAAAUGUAA